Molecule: messenger RNA, 1111 nt
Organism: Ipomoea nil (Japanese morning glory)
Lineage: Eukaryota; Viridiplantae; Streptophyta; Magnoliopsida; Solanales; Convolvulaceae
Product: plant cysteine oxidase 2-like
Exons: 5
Coding region: 58-888 (276 amino acids)
Molecular function (GO): oxidoreductase activity, acting on single donors with incorporation of molecular oxygen, incorporation of two atoms of oxygen
Source: RefSeq, a predicted model, not a curated record
CAGCAUCUAUGGAAUCUUUGCCAUUUCAGAGGGAAACAUAAUAAUUAUCUAAUUAAAAUGAAUCCUUGGAGAGGUCGAGAAAUCUCUGAAACAUCAAAGAAGAAGAAGAAGACUAAAAUGAGAUCCAAGAAAAGAAAGAACAGUCUCAGAAGAGAAACAACGGUUCAGAAAUUGUUCGAGACUUGCAAGCAAGUGUUUUCCGAUGCCAAAGCCGCCGACGUUCCGCCGCCGGCCGACAUCGAACGGCUCAAGUCUAUUCUAGAUGAUUUGAAGCCUGAGGAUGUGAAUCUUCAACCAAAUAUGAAUAUUUUCGAGACAACUGAAACUCAACACCCUCCAAUAGCCUACAUUCACAUAUACGAAAGCAACAAAUUUUCAAUUGGGAUUUUCUGCUUACCAGCUUCUGGUGUUAUUCCGCUUCAUAAUCACCCUGGCAUGACUGUGUUUAGCAAGCUUCUGUUUGGAUCAAUGCAAGCCAAGUCAUAUGAUUGGGUUGAAAGAGUUGCCACAUGCAAUAAACACAAUGGGAAGAACCUCCAACAAGGGUUGUGUCACCAGUUAGCACGAGUUCAUGUUGAGAAAGAGCUGACAGCACCUUGUGAGGCUUCUGUACUGUUUCCAGCUGCAGGAGGCAAUUUGCACUGCUUCAAGGCCAUCACUGCUUGUGCCAUAUUAGACGUUCAAGGGCCGCCAUAUUCAGAAAGCGAAGGCCGCCACUGUACAUAUUACCAAGAUUUCCCUUUUCCAAGAUUUUCAGAUAGUGUAGAAUUGGAAGCUGAUGAGGAUGUGAAAAGUUAUGUAUGGCUUGAAGAGAGGGAGAAGCCUAAGGAGUUUGUGGUGUAUGGUGCACAUUAUACUGGUCCAACAAUUGUAGGAAUUAGGGACUGAAUUAUUAUUCAACAUCCCAUCCCACCCCAUUGGUCUCUUCAUUUUUAUUUUUCUUCAACAAUGUGAUAAAUCAUAUGCAGGGACACUCUUGGAGAAAUGUCAUGAAUGGGGAUAGACUCAAGCUCUGUUAGAUUAGUUUCAUCUUACGGGAUACAGAUAUAAGUGCACUAUGCACACAAAAAAAGAAAAAGUGAUAAUGUAAUAAAUUGGUUACAUACAAGUA